This is a messenger RNA of Acipenser ruthenus (sterlet), 6024 nucleotides long. RefSeq names its product interferon-induced, double-stranded RNA-activated protein kinase. The record is from RefSeq and is a predicted model, not a curated record. Gene Ontology annotation, molecular function: ATP binding; protein kinase activity; double-stranded RNA binding. The transcript is spliced from 25 exons. Gene Ontology annotation, biological process: protein phosphorylation. Bases 486 to 2918 code for a protein of 810 amino acids. Lineage: Eukaryota; Metazoa; Chordata; Actinopteri; Acipenseriformes; Acipenseridae.
AACACGUUGAAUGGGCGUUUCGUAUAAUGUCUACUGGAUUGAUAUAUUGUAUACUGUCAUUUUUAAUGGUUGAUAUUACCAAACCAGAAUUGUUAUUUUUUAUCUGCUUUUACAGCACAGGCUUUGCGUACGUCUAACAAAAUUGAGGAUUUCAUAAACUCUGUCACUGAUCUGAACUAGUUGGAUGUUGCAUUGAAAAUGUGGUAAUUACUUUUACAAUAACGUGACCGACCCUAACAUUUAUUUAGCCUAAUCCGUUUAUGUAACGUAUAAUUAGUUAUACUCGUCAGUACAGAAAGUAUUUAAUGUUUACGACACUUAGUUUAUAUCUUGUGGUUGUACGGGAAAUGGAAACCGAUUCUUGAGCUGCAGCGCGACAGCAGAAAGAAAGGAAAGUGAAACUAAUCUGUCACGGGAUAAAUGCAGCAGUGAAGGAGAAAUGCAGCAGUGAAGGAGACUGGAACAUCGUGAGUAAGAUUUCCACAAUGGCUGGACAAAAUUAUAUUGGUGACCUUAAUGAAUACAGACAGAAAAACAACGUUACACUAGUAUUUCAGGAGGUUUCUAGAAAUGGACCAGCCCACAAUCGAACAUUCACCUUUAAGGUUAUUGUUGAUAAUGUUGAAUAUCCUGAGGCCACUGGUAAAACCAAGAAAGAGGCAAAAAAAAAUGCAGCUAAGGAAGCACUUGAAAUAAUACGUGGCCAAUCCAACACAUCUAAUGACAUGGCUACAAGCACACCAAACCCAACACCACAAACACCCCCCCCUCAGUCUACAAGCACACCAAACCCAGCACCACAAGCAACCCCCCCUCAGACAAGUGACAGAAGAGAAUCAUGCACAUCCCAAUCUGUACCUUCGAAUCUGAUCAACUACGUAGCCUGCCUUAAUGAAUAUGGCCACCAAAAAGACCUGGUAAUCCGACUAGUUGAGAGCAAUCAUGUGGGACCUGCUCAUUUACCUCAGUUUUCCUGCAAGUAUAAAAUAGGGGAAAGAGAAUUUCGUGAGGGAAAAGGCAAAAAUAAGAAAGAGGCCAAAAAGGAAGCAGCAAGGCUUGCUUAUGAAGAAUUGCAUCUUGAGGAAAAUGCACAGACUUCAGGCCAGAAGGACAGUGUUUCAGGACUUGAUUCUAGCGGCAGUUAUUCAUCAUCAGGUGCUACACCAGUUCUUGAAAGUCAAACGAAUGACACAAGUACAUCAAAACAGGUGGAUUCUUCACAGACUGAAGGCUCUUUCAAUGGCACAAACUAUAUUGUAAAAUUGAAUGAGUAUUGCCAAAAAAGAAGUAAAAUGCACGAUUUUAGAUGUGUAAGACAAGAGGGACCGUCACAUAACCCUGUAUAUUAUUAUCAAGUAAUGAUUGAGAAAAGAACGUUUCCAGAAGGUCAAGGGAAGAGUGCAAAGGAAGCCAAGCAAAGAGCAGCCCAGUUGGCCAUGGAAGCUCUAUCAUCAGACCCUAAGCCCUCCAGCCAGGAAAUUGUUGAACAGAGCCCUGGAGGAGCCAGAUUAAAAAAUAGUGCUACACCAGUUCUUGAAAGUCAAACAAAUGGCACAAGUACAUCAAAACAGGUGGAUUCUUCACAGACUGAAGGCUCUAUCAAUGGCACAAACUAUAUUGGAAAAUUGAAUGAGUAUUGCCAAAAAAGAAGUGAAAUGCACGAUUUUAAACGUGUAAGACAAGAGGGAUCUUCACAUGACCCUUUAUAUUAUUAUCAAGUAAUGAUUGAGAAAAGAAUGUUUCCGGAAGGUCAAGGGAAGAGUGCAAAGGAAGCCAAACAAAGAGCAGCCCAGUUGGCCAUGGAAGCUCUAGCAUCAGACCCUAAGCCCUCCAGCCAGGAAAUUGUUGAACAGAGCCCUGGAGGAGCCAGAUUCAAAAAUAGAAAAGUAAACUUAGCUCCUGAUUUCAAAAAUGACUUGAAAUCUACACCAAACAAAAAUGAUCAGGAUAACAUUGUACCCAAUUUAAAUAAGGACAGACACUUGGGCAAGAAUGUCAGUGAGAGAACAAACUCUAAUAACCUACAGAACUCAAGACUUUUUCAGGAAUUUGAUGAAAUAACCAAACUUGGUGAAGGUGGCUUUGGGAGUGUUUUCAAGGCGAGAAAAAUACUUGACAGAAACUUUUAUGCUGUGAAACUUGUGAAGUAUAAAAAUAAUGCUGAUCGUGAAGUUGCAGCAUUGGCACGUCUUGAGCAUGACAACAUUGUACGCUAUUCUACUUCAUGGGUUGAAGAGUUAGCAGGAAACCUGCCUGAAACAUCUGAAAGUUACAGCAGCUCAGACUCAGACCCCAGUGCUUUACAGAACUAUCUCUUCAUCCAGAUGAAACUAUAUGAAAAGGGAACAUUGGAAAACUGGAUUAAUGAUAAAAAUGACUUAAAGACAGUAAGAAGCAAGACUGAUGCUUUGCAAAUAUUUAAGCAGAUGGUCGAUGGAGUCGUAUAUAUCCAUUCAAAUAAUCUGAUUCAUCGAGAUUUAAAGCCCACAAAUAUCUUUUUAAGUGAUGACAAUAAAGUAAAAAUCGGGGAUUUUGGACUUGCAACUGCAAUAAUCAAUGAAAACAAUGGCAACUCACUUCAAAGGACCACGCGCACAGGAACCUUGUCAUAUAUGAGUCCUGAACAGGAAACCCAGAAUAAAUAUGGAAAUGAAGUGGACAUUUUUGCUCUAGGGUUAAUUUGUUUUGAACUUCUUUGGCGGCUUGAAACAGUCAGUGAAAAAGCUAGUGUGUGGGACCAAAUAAGGAGACGGGAGUUUCCUGAAGUGUUUUGCACAGAGUACCGUUCUGAGUCCAAAUUAAUAGAAAAGAUGCUUUCUGAAGCACCAAAGGACAGACCAAAAGCUUCGAAGAUUGCAAAAGAUUUGAAUAUGUAUUUCAAAAAGGAGGAUGACUACAAAGAGUCAAAGACAGUAUAAGGACAAUGCUGGAAAUGUACCCUAUAGAAAUGUUAGCAGGGGUGCCAACCAUUAAAACAGUAAAAUAAAUAACUUCAAGUGAAUUCUGGUUGUUGUUCUACAUUUUCCUUACUAUGUUAGGGUGUUUAAAAUAAUUGUUUCUGGGUUCUCUUGCUCCAUUAUUGAGCUUGUGUAAAGCUCAUUUAGUUCCAGGACUGAAUAGACUCAAAUCCGCUCAAAGCUAUGACCUUUCAACUAUUCUAAUAUCAACUAAACAAAUAGUGGGGAAAAUGUUUUAUGUAAAAACAAAAACAAUUCAAAUGAUAUUGAAAGAUAUUUUUAAAAAACCAUUCCAGUUUGAAACAAUUCUUAUUAAAUGCAGAGAAACAGCAUCCAACGGAAAUCCUGUGUUUCUAAGCACAAAUAAAUACUUUUUGUACUCGCUGUAGGGCUUCUGAUUUUCGGUUUUAACCGAUAAAACCCAAUAAAACACCUGAUACAAAAAAAAUGAAAUCGGUGGAUAGCCAAUAAACACUGGAAAACACCGGAAAAACUGUAAAAAUGGUUCAUCUAUUCACAUUGACUUUACCCUUUUCCCAUUAAAAAAAAUAAAAACUACUACAAAAAUAAUAAUAAAUACAAUUCCCAGUGCUGCUGGGCAAUGUCCCGCCUUCUUGACUUGUAUCUGUCAUUGAUUCGUUCUGAAUACUUUAAACCCGCCCCAACUACUGAGUGACAACACAUUCCUAAAUUUCUAUUGGAGACUCCUCUUGUGAGAUUUAAAACAAGAUUACAAUCAGGAUGGAGGCUUGCUAGCGGGAUUUAAAGCUGUAUUACAGUUAAAAUACGGAGGAUUUAAACAGAAUUGUGGCGAAAUGUACAAAAAUGCUUACACACAAAAACCCCAGAAGAAUGUGGCCGUGACCAUAGGGAUUUCGUUGUGGAAGACAGCAAAGGAAAGAAGGUACAACUUAAGUGUGCAAGUACUGUCGAGUUACUAUACAUAUUUUGACACCAAAAAAAAAAACGCUCAUGCAUUUUAGAAAGUAACCGAAAACACUAAUUUCAUACAGUAUAUCAAAAACGAAAGCCCCCAAAAAAACGAUUUACAUAAAACUCGAAAAUAGCUAAAAAUAAGCACCGAAAAAUACAAUUAAUAAAACCUGAAAAACAGAAGCCCUAGUUAUAUGUAAAUGCUAAAUACAAAAAGUAAUUAUUGGAUGCAGUCCCUCGUUCACCACCAGUACCUUAAAACAAGUUGACCAAAGAUGUUAUGGCAGAGUUGUGGUGUGCAGACUCCAUUUCCAUCUUUGGGUUGCAUGGGUGGUAGAUGAGCACAGUUGGUGGUCUGUGUAGAAACUGUAACUUAUACAUCAACAUUCUCCAAGAAGGACUUUUUCCUGUCUAUACCAAUGGUCAUCUCCAAAGAUGGCAGUAUUUUUAUGGAAGAUGGUGCCCCAACUCACACCGCCCGUGCAACGCAAAGAAAGUCGGGCAUCACAACUCUGCCAUGGCUUGGCCAAUCACCAGACAUGAACCUCAUUGAGCAUGUGUAGGCAAUCCUUGACCAAUCCCUGCAACACUUUAUUUUAGCUGCAUCACACAGACUUUAUUAUAGAUUUUAACAACUGGCUUACUACAGUGUUAACAUGUUGUUAAUUUCCGUUAAUGGUUAGAAAAGUACAGAUGUCUUUAAUAAUGCCUAAACAAAAUGAAACCCAUUUCACUGAAAUGGUUGAUUCGGUAAAUCUUUCCCUUCCCAGCAGCUAAAUAAUGAAACAGGUCACUAUAUUGCCUAGCCAUUAAUGAUCCAUUAACAAAUACUGAAACAUGCCUAUUAAGUUGUUAGUUAGGCAAUCAUUAACAGUUAAGACAUUAAAAAAAAAAAAAACUUCAAAGCAUUGUUAAAGCAUUAACACAACUUUUCAUAAGUAAGAAUCUGUCUUUGACAGAAAGAAAUCUGAUUUUAUGCCUGUAUCCUUAGGUGUCCCUCAGAGUCCAAUUCAUGAUUCAGUGCAUGAUGUGUAGAAUUAUAAAUGUGUAUUCUGUGUUUUUAUGUCAUAUAAUUUGCUGUUGGACGCCAAUUAUAGCUCAUAUGGCCUUUUUAAAAAAAAAAAAAAAAAAAAAAAAAAAAAAGUAGGACUUGCAUUAUUGACUUCAGUUAACUAUGACAAUGUCAUGAUUGUCCUUUUAAAAGCAAAAUUAAAAACUAGUAUAUCAAGUACAGUACCUAUAAUGUCCAGCAGCACAAAAGGAAAUACUGUGUACAUUGACUGCCCUGAUAAAUUCCAGCUAAAAUAUGACUCCCAUCACAAUCAAAGCUAGCAUGUAUGGCUUGGGGUGCUGGUUUUCAUUGUUUUGGUUGACCUUUAAAUGUUCUCAGAUCUUAGCUCUCAUCCCUUUGUCAAAACGAAGGGGGCCUUUAUGUGGCGUCCCAAAUCAGAAAACCAGGAGUUUCAGAAAUUAGAAGUGCUCCCCGUGGCAGCAUGGUUACCCCGAUGCAGGGCUAGAAACUUGCACAAGUCCUGCAUCCAGUCGUGGGUUUCAGAAUUUACCUUGAUUUGCGUAUAUUAUUAAAAUAAUCACAGUAUUUCAAUGCAUGUUUAUCACAUUAUUUCGGUAGUGUGCAUAAAGUAUUAUUCAUCCUUUAAUAAGUGUGAUCUGUUCAGAGCAGAUUUACCUGGGGCCUGAUUUCUCAAAUUCCUGGUACCUGGUGACUUUCAAUAAUAUAUCAAAACAAGGGGACUUCUUUGGGCGUAAGACUAUUGUGAGUUUCUAACUCUGGCAUGUUAAAGACAACCUGUAAAAAGAUUGCUUUUAGAUGAUCCAUCGAGUAGUUGCUUCAAACAGAUUUAACUCCGAUAGAAGUCUCAGAUAUAAAUGUAUUGAUUUUUAAGAAUCAUGAACUUAGUCUUGUUUGCUUCCACACAUCCAGUGUAAUCAUGAAAAUAUAAUUGUUUAUUUGGUUGCUACAUCAUUCUGUUAAUUUUGAUUUAUAAAUGGGUUUAAGAAUCUAUUCUUAAAAGGCAGUGUAAGUACUCAUUUUACACUUCUGUUAUCCCCAUUAACCCGUUACAAACGGAACUGUAUGUAUUUUGACAGCUAUAUUAAAAUUAAUUCAAAAUCA